Messenger RNA from Syngnathus typhle (broad-nosed pipefish), 3578 nucleotides. RefSeq lists its product as uncharacterized. The record is from RefSeq and is a predicted model, not a curated record. The transcript is spliced from 2 exons. The coding region runs from base 2352 to 3380 and encodes 342 amino acids. Lineage: Eukaryota; Metazoa; Chordata; Actinopteri; Syngnathiformes; Syngnathidae.
CAUCCAUUUUCUGUACCGCUCUCUCCCCACGGGGGUCGCAGGCGUGCUGGAGCCUAUCCCAGCCGUCAUCAGGCAGUAGGCGGGGGACACCCUGAACCGGUUGCCAGCCAAUCGCAAGGCACACAGAGACAAACAACCAUUUGCACUCACACUCAUACCUAGGGACAAUUUGGAGUCUUCAAUCGGCCUACCAAGCAUGUUUUUGGGAUGUGGGAGGAAACCGGAGUGCCCGGAGGAAACCCACGCGGGCCCAGGGAGAACAUGCAAACUCCACACAGGGAGGGCUGGAGGUGGAAUCGAACCCGCACCCUCCUAACUGUGAGGCGGACGCGCUACCCAGUGCGUCACCGAGCCGCCCCUUUCUAAAACAAAGUAAAGAAAAAAAAGAUCCACACUCUAUUCCAGAAGAUGGCGGUAAUGCACCUAAGGUUGUUUGCUACCGCUACAAAACAAGAAGAAGACAUUACCCACUCUACAACUAGCACUUGAAAAUAAUUGCCGUGUCAAAAUUCACAGGCUGAAUGUUGUUGUAACGUCGGUGUGUGUUGUGAUCUCGCAACAUGAACAACGUGGCUUCAUUUGUGUUGAUUUGGAGUCACGUCACCUCUGCCGACACCAGGAAGUAACCGUUGCGCAUCAGACUUUGCAGGAACCCCGCUUGGGAUCUCAACAGCAAACCAUUGUUCUUACAAUAAGAUUUUCUUGUUUUAUUUUCAUUGUUCGGGAGCUUUCAUUGAGGAGCGAUCUCGUCGACGAGCGAUCACGCCGAGGCUUCUUCCCUGUCGGGAAGUCGCCGAGCCACCAAACAUCGGAGCCUUCCAGCGCCAUCGGCUCCGCGGCCGGCGUUGGAUUUUGCUCCAGCGACUCCAGACCCGUGGCCCCGCUGGGGUUCCUCCCGGCGCCAUCAGACUCGCGGCCGCAUUAGGGUCCCACUCCAGCGUUGCCGGAUUCGCGGCCGUCGCCGGACUUCGAGCCAGAAACGCUGGACCCGCGGCCGUUGCCGGACUUCGUCCCAGCAACGCCGGACCUGCGGACGUCGGCGGACUGCGUGCCAGCAACGCCGGACCCGCGGCCUUCACCGGACCUCUACCCACCUGCGCCGGACCAGCGAUCAUCCCCUCAGGAGCCCAGCUACCACCUGGCCCAGUAGGCAAACGCCAUCAGCCCCACGAGGACACCCACCAUCGGGCCUAGUAGGCUAACACCACCAGCCCAGGAGGAGAGCUACCAUCAGGUAUAGAUUGAUAGCCUUGAUGGCCAUGAAAGUGCUUCAGAAGGACAUGGAGGAGCUGAAGUUAUCAAUGAAAGUGAUGUCUUCAAAUGUGGAAACUAUAAUGAGGCAACAGGCGAUUAUUACAGAGCUGAUGGGAGAGGUGAAGCAGCUCAAACAAUUAAACAUUGAACAAAGUAAGAAAAUUGUCAGCCUGGAAAAUAGAUUAGACAAUUUGGAGCAGUACUCAAGAAUGAGCGAUGUCAUCAUCACAGGUUUAAGGAUCAAACCACGGACCUACCAGCAGGCUGUGAAAGGCCUUGCUUCAGAGGAUAAUCCUGAACAUGAGGAGACAACAGAGGAGCAGGUAAAAACUUUCCUCCAGAGUAAAGACAUCGCCAUUGACAUUGUUAAUAUUGAGGCAUGCCACACUCUGCCAACUAAGAGUCUAAAAAGUAAGCCUGUCAUACCAUCUAUAAUUGUCCGAUUUACAAACAGGAAAAGUAAGAUAAAUCUGCUCAAACAAGGUAGAAAACUAAAAGGCACGAACGUGUACAUUAAUGAACACCUCACCAAGAAAAAUGGUGAAAUAGCUAAGAAAGCAAGAGAUCUUAAGAAAAGCGGUAAAAUACAGUCCACUUGGACUGCUGGUUGUAAGGUGUUCAUCAAACCAGUUGGGGCAGCAGAAAGUUCUCAUGGUCUCUGCAUCAGUGCCAUAGAGCAACUUAAGAGGUACGAAAAAGACUAGUAACCUGUACAUUAUUCUGCUGAACCUUAAGUUGUGGUACCUUUAGAUCAUGGAAUGUAAAAAACCUGGUGAAAUUAUCAACCCACCAUGAACCGUACUGACCAAUGCCUUUCUUUUCCAACUGAUGUGUUUAACAAAUAAGCACUGAUAACUGAAAAUGAAGAACUUGAUUUGAAAACAUUUGACUUCACUGACCAUAAGGGAUUUGACAUAGAGAACAAUAUUGAUCCUGUGAAUAACGUCUUCAUCAACUACACUCAAAGGAACAGCAAAUACUAUACUGUAGAGCAAUUUAACAAGAAUGUAACAACAAAUAGAGCAAUAUCAAUUAUACAUUUUAAUAGUAGGAGCCUGAAAGCAAACAUCUCUAAGAUCAAACAAUGUUUAAAAGAUAUGAAUAAUCCGUUUACUGUAAUUGCAAUAUCUGAAACCUGGUUAAAGGAAGAUCAGUCUGAAAAUAUUGACAUAGAGGGGUAUGAGAGUUAUACAUUAAAUAGGAAGGUAAAAAGAUGUGGAGGAGUUGCUCUAUUCGUAGAUAAAAAUUAUAAGGGUAAGAUAGUAAGAAGUAUGUCUCAAGCAAUAGAUAAUAUUAUGGAAUGUAUUACAAUUGAAAUAGAAAUGGAAUCAUCCAAAAACAUUCUGGUAAGCUGUGUAUACAGAUGUCCAGGUUCAUGUAUCGAGACAUUUAGUGAACUAUUAUCAGGAAUGUAUGAAAGGAAAAUCUAUACGAAAAUGGUGUACGUCUAUGGCGAUUAUAAUAUAGAUCUAUUGAACCCACUUCAGCUGACUCCAGUAACAGAAUUUAUUAACUUAAUGUACAGUAUGAGUCUCUACCCUGGAAUAAGCCGUCCGACUAGAAUUACAUCUCACAGUGCCACAAUAAUUGAUAAUAUAUUUACAAAUGUAAUUGAAAAGAAAGUAAAAACUGGACUGAUAAUAAAUGAUUCAAGCGACCACCUGCCAGUGUUUGCAGUUAUCCAGGACUGUACAAAGAAAAAAAAGGAUGCUAUAACUUUUAAAAUGUGUAGAAGGAACUCUGGUAAUUCAUUUAACUCAUUCAAAAAUGACCUUUUAAAACAAGACUGGAAAAAGGUAUAUGUGGGUGAUGUAAAUGAAGCCUACAACACAUUCAUGGCCAUUAUAUCCGUACUUUAUGAUAAAAACUGUCCUCCUGUAAAGAAAGCAGUUAAACUAAAUUCAGUGGAAAAAACAAGGCUGACAAAGGGAAUCUUAAGUGCUUGCAAGAAGAAAAACCUAUUAUACAAAGAUUUCUUAAAGAUAAGAACAAAGGAAGCUGAAUUAAAAUAUAAGAUCUAUAAAAACAAAUUCUUCCCAUGGGCUCACCACCUGUGGGAGGGGCCAAAGGGGUCGGGUGCAGUUCGAGCUGGGCGGCGGCCAAAGGCAGGGACCUUGGCGGUCUGAUCCCCGGCUGCAUAAGCUGGCUCUUGGGACAUGGAAUGUCACCUCUCUGGCUGGAAAGGAGCCCGAGCUGGUGUGCGAGGCAGAAAAGUUCCGACUAGAUAUAGUCGGACUUGCCUCAACGCACAGUUUGGGUUCUGGUUCAAGCCCUCUCGAGAGGGGCUGGACUCUCUUCCACUCUGGAGUUGCCCACGGUGAGAG